Messenger RNA from Momordica charantia (bitter melon), 1205 nucleotides. RefSeq names its product histone H2B. Gene Ontology annotation, cellular component: nucleosome. NCBI's taxonomy places the organism in Eukaryota, Viridiplantae, Streptophyta, Magnoliopsida, Cucurbitales, Cucurbitaceae. Gene Ontology annotation, molecular function: protein heterodimerization activity; structural constituent of chromatin; DNA binding. The record is from RefSeq and is a predicted model, not a curated record.
ACAAAUUUCUUCAAGUGCAGCUAUUGUUCUUGAUUCCUAUCGUCGAAUUUCCAGCCGAUUCUCCUUUCGUUAACUUGCAAAGCAAUUUCUGAUGGCACCAAAAGCAGAGAAGAAGCCCGCCGAGAAGAAGCCGGCCUCCGACAAGGCGGCAGAGGAGAAGAAGACCGUAGCCGAGAAAGCCCCGGCGGAGAAGAAGCCAAAGGCCGGGAAGAAGCUGCCGAAGGAAGGCGGCGCCUCUGCCGGAGACAAGAAGAAGAAGAGGACGAAGAAGAGCGUAGAGACGUACAAGAUCUACAUCUUCAAGGUGCUGAAGCAAGUCCAUCCGGACAUCGGAAUUUCCAGCAAGGCCAUGGGAAUCAUGAACAGCUUCAUCAACGACAUCUUCGAGAAGCUGGCUCAGGAGUCAUCCAAGUUGGCUCGAUACAACAAGAAGCCCACCAUAACUUCCAGGGAGAUCCAGACCGCCGUUAGGCUUGUUCUUCCUGGCGAAUUGGCCAAGCACGCCGUUUCAGAAGGUACAAAGGCAGUGACGAAGUUCACGAGAGAGAAGAAACCCGCCGAGAAGAAGCCGGCCUCCGACAAGGCGGCGGAGGAGAAGAAGACCGUUGCCGAAAAGGCCCCGGCGGAGAAGAAGCCGAAGGCUGGGAAGAAGCUGCCGAAGGAAGGCGGCGCCUCUGCCGGAGACAAGAAGAAGAAGAGGACGAAGAAGAGUGUAGAGACGUACAAGAUCUACAUCUUCAAGGUGCUGAAGCAAGUCCAUCCGGACAUCGGAAUUUCCAGCAAGGCCAUGGGAAUCAUGAACAGCUUCAUCAACGACAUCUUCGAGAAGCUGGCUCAGGAGUCAUCUAAGUUGGCUCGCUACAACAAGAAGCCCACAAUAACUUCCAGGGAGAUCCAGACCGCCGUCAGGCUUGUUCUUCCCGGUGAGUUGGCCAAGCACGCUGUAUCCGAGGGCACGAAGGCGGUUACUAAGUUCACAAGUUCUUAAAUCCCCUCUUUGGUGAAGUUAGGGUUUUCUGAUAGGUUAUUUUAGGGGAAACAAGCUGAAAUGAAAUUAGGGUUAGGAGAAGCUCUGUUUGUUACUUAUUACGAUGUUGUUGUAUUUGUUUUACUUUGGAUUUGUCAAUUUCUCUCCAUAUAUAGAUGCUUAUGAUUUGUAAAUGCUUCUUUUAUGUGCCACUAAUGGAUGAAAUUUCGUUCACUUA